UUAUACUUGUGAUAUAUAUUCGUAAAAACUAAGUAAUGGCUGAAAACAACGUAAAAUGCUUAACGAAAUCAAUCGAGGACCACUGUCUGCGUACGGGAUGUGCUAUAGUUUGUUGUAGUGCGUUUUAUUGUGUGUGAUUUUUAAGACGGGUGGUAAUAAAUGGAGGACAACGGGGUUAAAUCGAGAACACGUUCACAUUCUGCAAGAGCUUUGGUUUUCGACGAACCGAAACCGCCAAGGGAACAACAAUGUCCAAAUACAAAUUCCGAUCAUCAGGCUACGAAGAUUCAUACAGAACCAUCAAAUGGCCCAACUAAUUUGGUUAGGAUACGAAACUCCGCAUUGGGCAAGUCCGCACCCUCUCUCUCAGUAAAUAUGAGAGACGUUGGCGUAAAUCGCAGAAACAGCCGUCCUGCUGCAAUCCAUCGACUGAGUUUUGUACAGACCACAUCGCCCGUUUUACCAAGAUCUCACUCACCGAGCUGUGGCAGUCCAAUAGAUAGUCCACGAACGCAUAACAGUUUUUUAAAUUUCUCAUUUGCACCAAUAAAAAGGAUAUGUGCUGGUUAUUGUGGAGAUGGUAGAAGAUGGUCUGUAGCAUCGCUUCCAUCGUCUGGGUAUGGUACUACGCCAGGUAGUUCAAAUAUGUCAUCGAAAUGUUCAAGCCAAGAAAGAUUACAUCAAUUACCACACAUACCUACUUCAGAUGAUAUCAGAAUGCUUACCCAUCAUUUUUCCAGUAACGACAGCAACACUUCGUUGCCAGCAGGAAAUUAUGAAGAAAACCCCAUUGUCCAUCGUUCUCCGUUGCAUAGACCUAGAUCGCGUAGUUUAAGCAGUCCCAGUAGAUCUCCAGUUAUUGACAACGAAAUAUGCAUGAUGAACGUUUUGUAUAAGGAACGAUUCCCAAAAGCCACACAACAGAUGGAAGAGCGACUGAAUCAUUACAUUGAUGAGAACAAAACGUUUGACUUCGGUGAAGACUGCGACUAUUUACCAAUAGUCCGGUUUGUUCACCAUCAAGUACUGGAAAUGGCACGGGAUUGUUUACAUAAGUCACAAAAUAAACUUAUCACUAGCCGUUACUUCUAUGAGAUGUCUGAAAAUUUGGAAAGGUUGUUAACUGAGACUAAAGAAAAAUCAGAAGACGCCGCCAAUCUAGCAUCAGGAUUCAUCAAGAAGCUUCUUUUAAUAAUAUCAAGGCCUGCAAGAUUGCUGGAAUGCCUGGAAUUCGAUCCCGAAGAGUUCUAUCACUUCUUAGAAGCAGCAGAGGGCCAAGUAAAAGGCACCCAGGGUAUAAAAGCCGACAUUCCCCAGUAUAUAAUCCAGAAACUGGGCCUGAACCGUGACCCGAUAGCUGAGCUGCAACAAGAACUGCGGGACUGCUGGCCGCCGACCGCCUCGUCCAGAAACUCUCUGUGCUUAACCUCAACGCCAACCACAAAGAAACAGCUAUCCAAUCCCUCCGAGGAAGAUUACGAAGUGGUUAAACUAAUUUCUAACGGUGCUUACGGUGCAGUUUAUUUAGUUAAGCACAAACAAACGAGACAACGAUUCGCAAUGAAGAAAAUCAACAAAAACAAUCUUAUGCUCAGAAAUCAAGUUGAACAGGUGUUCGCCGAAAGGGACAUUCUAAGCUUCGCUGAUAAUCCGUUUGUUGUGAGCAUGUACUGCAGUUUUGAAACUAAGAAACACCUUUGUUUAGUUAUGGAAUACGUUGAGGGCGGUGAUUGUGCCAGUCUGCUGAAAAAUAUCGGUCCCCUUCCGCCGGACAUGGCCAGAUUCUACUUUGCCGAGACUGUUUUGGCCGUCGAAUAUCUACAUAGUUAUGGCAUUGUUCACAGAGAUUUGAAACCUGAUAAUCUACUGAUUACCGCUCUGGGGCAUAUUAAAUUGACCGAUUUUGGCCUAAGCAAAAUGGGAUUAAUGUCUUUGGCUACCAAUUUAUAUGAAGGCUACAUAGAUACAGAAUCCAGACAGUUUUCAGACAAACAAGUCUUUGGCACUCCAGAAUAUAUUGCACCAGAAGUAAUAUUAAGACAAGGGUAUGGUAAACCAGUGGAUUGGUGGUCUAUGGGUAUAAUUUUGUACGAGUUUUUAAUUGGGUGCGUGCCAUUCUUUGGCGAUACCCCUGAAGAAUUAUUUGCACAUACUGUUCAAGAUGAUAUUGAAUGGCCAGAAAAUGAAGACUGGCCUGUUCAAGAGGAAGCAAAGGAUCUAAUAACUAAUUUACUGCAACAUUCUCCACGAGACAGGUUGGGUACAGGUGGUGCACAUGAAGUAAAGGAACACUUCUACUUUUGCGGUGUAGAUUGGAAUUCGUUGCUGCGCCAUAAAGCUGAAUUUGUUCCUCAGUUACAACAUGAUGAAGACACCAGUUACUUUGACAGCCGAAUAGAUCGAUACAGUCACGAAAUAGAAGAUGACACAGACGAUACAGAUGACUCCCCAGUAUUCGGUCUGUUUUCCUCUUGUUCCCCACAAUAUAGGAAGGUUCACAGUUCUUCAAAAUUAGCAAACCCUGAGCCAGAACAAACCGUCAACAGCAGUAUAAAGAUCACGACAUCGGUGGUUACCACACCGGAUGCCAAGUCUGAAAACGACAUGAAAACCGAUCAAAUUUUUACUCAAGUCACACCAAACAACAAAAUCGAUAAUAGAAAGAUUUCGUUAGACUUAUCACUGUGCAAUAUGAGUACGCCAGAAUCAUCCCAAACCGACAGUGAUGAUGUUUCACCACAGAUCUACAGAAGAAGGAAAACGGGACAUGGAAGGGACAUACUUCCUAAGUUUUCUAUAUCUGUGGAAGAUGAGCAUAGCAGUAUUGAUACAUGCACUUCUUCUUCAGAAAACAGGGAACUUUCUCCUUUAGGAAGAGUGCAGCAUUCGCCGGGUAUUCCCCAGAACAAGCACAAGUCAAGAUCUGUGGUUAAGAGUGCUUCUGCAUCAGGAUUAUCCUUAAUGAUACCAUCAGAUGAUUUUCAAGCAUCGACACACAGUAUCCAUUCUCCAAGUGGUGGUGGUGGUGGUUCCAGCACUGCCAGUUCGAGAGAUACAUCUCCUUGUCGUGAACUGUCACCGCUGGUUACUAGCUUGAAACCUCCAAUAAUAAUUAGAAGGGGACCUAAAGGGUUCGGAUUUACGGUCCAUACUAUCCGUGUAUAUUACGGGGACACUGAUGUGUAUACGAUGCAUCACUUGGUCAUGGCCGUUGAUGAAGGAAGUCCAGCGUUCGAAGCUGGGUUAAGACCCGCUGAUUUGAUUACACAUAUCAAUGGGGAGACGGUGCAAGGUCUUUACCAUACCCAAGUCUUACAGCUACUUCUUGGCGGUGCGGAACAUGUUAGCUUGCGAGCCACGCCCUUGGAGCAGACGACGAUCAAAACGGGAGGAAGAAAACGGGAACCAGGUCAAAGUAAACUGGCCAAACGUAGUCUAAAUAGGCAAAAGAAACAAAAGAGGGACAGCGACAAAAGACGCAAAGCUUCAUUGUUUAGACGGAUUAGCAGUAAACGGGCCAGCGCUGAAAUGCAACAAAUGGCUGCAAGUAUACAGUCACCCGUAACGGUCAUUCCGAGUAGAAGUUUUCAGUCGUUCCCCAGAACUCAAGACAGCACCACCGUAAGAAGUUGCGGGUCGAACCGCUCCAGCCUAUCUCCGUCAGAUUCUUUGAGUCAACAUUCUCAGAACAGUACACCACAAAGUUCAUCUUCCAGUACACCAAGCCCUUCGGCUGCCCCAACCAAUAGAAGCAACAAGCAACACUAUCAACGGCCAUCGACAUUGCAUGGUCUAAAACACAAGUUGCAUUCUAGUGGUUGUCCGAAAACUCUUCAUGCCGCUGGACCGUCGUGUGCUCCUUGCGCCCCUACCGUUCCGAACCGGAGGAAAUCAGUGGGUCACAUCCCUCUUUCGCCGUUGGCCCGCACCCCGUCCCCAUCGCCACUUCCAGCAUCACCCACCAGGUCACCAAGUCCUCUGGCUUUCCCAAUUGGACAUCAACCAGGCAGCUCAAACACAACACAGUCGUACAGUCCAAGCGCUGGCACUGCUCCCAUAGCGAUAUGUGCUCAAAACAAGAAAAGCUUCGUUAGACCAAAAGGCGCAGAGCCUGGAUCUCCCUUAUUGAGAAGGGCACUAUCGCCGGACAGACUCCAUCCUCGAAGUGCGGAGACUAAAUGCUCCAUUUCUCCGUUAUGUUCCUCAGGAAAUUCAUCGCCCUCAGUUAAAUCAUCAAACAGAGGUGGCGGCACAUCUAGCGUUUGGCGACCAAAUGCCCAAUCAGAUCGCGAUAAAGAUUCCGAAGCUGACGUGUCCCAACCAACAGAAAGUAUUAACUCGUCCAUUGCCUCCGAAAAUCGAUUAUCUCUAAACUUGUCAGGUCCCGGAGAAUUACUUCCUCGUAUAGCCGAGGAAAAGGAUUCGCCCACUAACAGUCAAGAAACGAAACAACUCGAAAAAGAUAAGCCCGACAAAAUAACGGAUGCAAAAUCAAAAAUCGUUCCAGCUGUUGAUAUUCAAAAGAGUAAAAAGUGUGAUAGAGGUUCGGGCGAUGAACCAUCGCCAGCCAAGAAUAUUGAUAAAAUUAAAGAUAAUAAAGAUUGUGAUAAAUCUUGUGAAUUAGAUAUUAUUAAAGAUAAAGAUAAAGAUAGUAAAGUACAGCUAAAAGAAAAAGCACACGCAUUUUCAGAUUCAAAAUCGAAAGAGGACGUCAAGAGUUUAAAUAAUUCGAAAGCUGGAAAUUUAAAAGCAGAACAAAAAUUGCUGGCUAAACCGCCCGCAAAAUAAAUGUUAAUUUUAGAAUAAUUUGUUUUUUUCUUUUUCUUUUUAAAUUAUUAAUUUUCAAAAUACUUCUCACUGUGCCCUCAAUUCUUUCAGUUGAUAGUUUAUAAAUGUGUAUAUUUAUUGGUAGUCCGUUUUAGCUCUUAAAUGUAUAUUUGUAAAGCACGCUUACAGUUAGGUUCUUUUGUCAAAUAAUUGUGUAUAUUUUGUUAGUUUAUAUUUGUUAAAGACUGAACACAAACAUUAUUUGCCAUUUUAGUUUUAUUAAGGUGGUGGUAUUGUAUUUUACUAUUUCAUCAUUUCACAAACUUCUAUAUGUUACUAUACUCCACUUAAUGAAAUGAUUUUGGUCUAAUAAUUUUGUACAUCUCCAUUUUUAUAUUCAUGUAUGUUGUUUAUAUUUGUGUGUUGUCGUGAUUGGAAGUUUAAGGAAGGUUUGUGAUACAUAUUUACAAUAUGUAACUUCCUUUUAAUCUGUAAGAUAAUAAUGGAAUUCUGAAUUCUUUAAGUUGUUAGAAAAUCUAGAUACAAAGUCGUCGAGGUGUCCAUAUCAUGAAGUGUAAACAAACUCAUCUUUUUUUCUUUAUUAUUUUGAUUAUUUCAUAUUUAAUCUUGUAUAUAUUUUUAGCCAUUUAUUAUCUAGUCCAUUUUUGUUAAAUUUAUUUUAGGUUUAGUAUAAAUUUUAUUAUAACAUCGCAAAAAUAAUUAUACUAGUUGUAUCUAGUUGUAGAAUUCCAAUAUUAUUAAUUCAGACGUAUAUAAAAACUUGUAAAAAGGUAAAUAUACGGAUUUGGGGAAUGCGUCUAAGUGGUGAAUUCGUGAAAUCUAAGAUUUAAUUGAUAUUGUUUUUGAAGUAAAUGUUUUGUUUGGUAUUUAUACAUUGUUUUGUGAAUAACUCGUAUGUAUAGUAUUAUUAAAUUCGUAUACCUUCAUAUAUUCAGAUUGUAAUCAGGAUAUGGUAAAUGUGAUUAUGUGCUUCAAAUAUAGGUAUUUUUUAUAUUUCCAUACUUCUUAAGGCGUCCAUUUUAAAUUAUUAAAUUAUUUAAAUGAAUAUUACACUCAGUUAAAAAAUCGGCAUAAAAUCACUUUAUAUAUAAAAUUUUCUUUUCCCAUGGACACCUUUAACAUUUGUUUAAACUCUGACAUAACGAAAAUUUUAUGGCUCCAUGUAUUGCUGAACAUUAUUAUUGUUUUAAGUGAUCUGAUCAUGUGUAUCACAAUGGGCACUUGCAAUAUCAAGAUGUUUCAUUAUUUUAUUGUUCCAUUUUAAUGUAAUACUUUUUUUAAAUAUCUAUGAUAAUGUAGUACCUACGGUAAUGUCUUGUACUUAAGUACUUAGAAUGGAGAAGAAAUUAUACCUGUUUUAUGAUGGUUAAUUUUAUCUGAUUAAAAUGUGAUUUUGAUAUUUGUCCUAAUGUUAUACAUGUGUUAACACUAAAGAAAUAUAAACAUUUAUCUAAAUA
Molecule: messenger RNA, 6245 nt
Organism: Aethina tumida (small hive beetle)
Lineage: Eukaryota; Metazoa; Arthropoda; Insecta; Coleoptera; Nitidulidae
Gene: dop
Product: microtubule-associated serine/threonine-protein kinase 3
Exons: 12
Coding region: 160-4788 (1542 amino acids)
Biological process (GO): peptidyl-serine phosphorylation; intracellular signal transduction
Molecular function (GO): ATP binding; protein binding; magnesium ion binding
Source: RefSeq, a predicted model, not a curated record